AUGCUUAAGUUGAGACCUAUUUUCAGGAACAAUUUAAGGUUGGCACCUUCAAGGUCAAGAUUAUCACCACAGUCAUUGAUAAUACCUCGACUAUUAAUACGACAAUAUCACCCAUCCUUUCCAAGGUUAAAUCCCCCCAAAAUAACCAAAGAGCAACUACUCAAAAAUGCUAAUAAUUGGCUAUCAAGAUUGCAAAUCAGGUUCAAAUGGUUAUUAAAGAAAUCAAACAGACCUUUCAAUACUGAUGAUUAUUCAGCGUUUUUUUCAUGGCUAGUGAUAAGUAAUGCAUUGUUGAUCUUCCUUGGUACCACGACGUUUUUUUCUUUAGUUAUCUUUUCCGUCAAUACUGUGUUUGCUCAAGAAUUUGUUGCUAGGAAAUUCGGUGAAGUAAUAACUAAAAACUCAAGUUUAUCAGUAGUUUUCGAAAAUGCAAUUGUUCCUAGUUGGAAUAAUGGAAAAAUUCAAUUCAAAGGGGUGUUGGUCAGUCGGAGACCCAAGAUUUCCAAAAAGUUCGUUAAAAAUUCAAAGAUAGAUGGCAAACAUUUAACUGAUUUCAAACAACAGGAUGAAGAUGAAGAAUAUGAUGAUGGUAAUUACACUCAAUAUGAUAUAUCGAUUCAAGAAAUAAAUGUCACUUUAUCAUUCAGGAAGUGGGUGAACGGUAAGGGGAUUAUCGAUACUAUGGAAAUGAAAGGGGUCAGAGGUGUUAUAGACAGAACCCAUGUUGUUUGGGAUGUCAACGAUAGUCCCACAAAUUACAAAAACAUAGCACAACCAGGAGAUUUCGAAAUCGACAAUUUCAAGAUGUCUGAUUUAUUAGUCGAGUUGAAGCAACCAAAUAAUUUCAGACCAUUCAAUGUGGAAUUAUAUAAUUGUGAAUUGAACCAAUUGAGGAAGCAUUGGUUGUUCUAUGAUUUCUUGAAUGCAACGGCUUUGAACGGGGCUUAUGAUGGAUCAUUAUUUACCAUUCAUAAAAGACAAAGAUUUGACGAAUUUAAGAUAGAUGAAGAUUUCAAAUUACAAAGAUUAAGAAUAGAUGGUUUAAACAUCGAUCAUUUGAAUACUGGGCUACCAGGUCCAUUAGGAUGGAUUGACCAAGGUAAAGUUGAUAUGAUAGGUGAUUUAUUGAUUCCCAACAUUCCUACUCAAGAUUACUUGACCACUUUAAAGUCCAAUUUUAUCAAUAAUGCUACCAGGAUAGCUGACCCUAAAGUUGAAUUGAAGCUCAACAUUAAGUUACAUAACGUCAAAUCGAUUGUUCCGUUCCAAUCGAGUGAAUUGUCAUAUAUAAAUUACGCUUUAGUCAAACCAAUAGUUGCAUAUAUCAACUCAAACAAUACAUUCAUUGAGAUUGAUAAUCUUAUAAUCAAAGACCUCAAGGAUUUCGAAGGUUCAUGGACAGUUUACGAUUGUUUACUUAUGGAUGAUAUUUCUAUCGAAGUUUACAAGAAUUUCGCCAAUUACGUUAUCGAUGAAGAGAGUAGGUUGACAAGAAUGAAAAAAGUCACUUUCUGGUCGGCUCAAUUAUUAAUUCAACUUUUGUUAUUCAGUAUAGCUGGUUUAACUUAA
Messenger RNA from Yamadazyma jaroonii, 1569 nucleotides. The record is from the annotation of a GenBank genome assembly. Lineage: Eukaryota; Fungi; Ascomycota; Pichiomycetes; Serinales; Debaryomycetaceae.